Messenger RNA from Carassius carassius (crucian carp), 1488 nucleotides. It is a transcript of the gene ldlrad3, whose product is annotated as low density lipoprotein receptor class A domain containing 3. The coding region runs from base 137 to 1093 and encodes 318 amino acids. Gene Ontology annotation, molecular function: protein binding. Gene Ontology annotation, biological process: receptor-mediated endocytosis. The transcript is spliced from 6 exons. NCBI's taxonomy places the organism in Eukaryota, Metazoa, Chordata, Actinopteri, Cypriniformes, Cyprinidae. The record is from RefSeq and is a predicted model, not a curated record. Gene Ontology annotation, cellular component: plasma membrane.
AAUAAGAGCCCACCUCUUGUAGCACAGCAUUACGGACAGUCCGUGGAGGAAGAAUACGUUAAAGGCUUUGGACACAGAAGCAUUAGUUUUAAACCGAGCUGUUGCCCCGCAGCGGGGGCUGAUCAAUCGGGGCAAGAUGUGGGUUUGGUACUUUCUGCUCGGUUCGGGAACACGCACGGUCUCGAUCGAUUGUCAGCUUCUACCUGGAAAUAACUUUACAACAGAGUGCAACAUUCCAGGAAAUUUUAUGUGCAGCGAUGGUGAAUGUAUUCCUGGAGGUUUGCAGUGUGACGGCUUUUCAAACUGCUUCGACAAGAGUGACGAGAAGGGAUGCCUGAAGGUGAAGGCAAAAUGUGCACCCACCUUUUUUGCUUGUGCAAACGGGGUCCACUGCAUUAUUGGCCGUUUCCAGUGUAAUGGUUUCAGAGACUGCCCUGAUGGCAGCGAUGAAGACAACUGCAUUGAUAAUCCUCUGGUGUGUUCAUCUGCACGUUUCCACUGUGACAAUGGACGGUGUGUAGAUCGCAGCUUUCUAUGCAACGGACAGGAUAACUGUCAAGAUAACAGUGAUGAAGAAAACUGCCUUACAACAGCAGAAUCCCCUGGACAGGACUUUGUGACACUGGACUAUCAACUACGCUAUUACCCCAGUAUCACGUAUGGAGUUAUUGGCAGUGCCAUCAUCUUUGUCCUGGUAUUGGCAUUGCUGGCCCUUGUCCUGCACCAUCAGAGAAAGCGAAGUGCCUUGCUGCCACAGGGGGUCUACAGAGGUGCCUGCCACCAACCACUCCUGCUCUCCCGGCUUGUCAUACUGGACAGAGGACAUACCCAUCCUGGAAGCCACGACCUUUCACCCCAGUGUUCAUCCUCAACAGAGGCAUUCAGCUCAGUUCAUAGUCUCCAGUUGCUCUCUCUUUCACAAUAUCCAAGAACUGCGAUAGACUUGCCACCAUCAUACUCACAGGCUGUAAUGGAUAUUGGCCGACCUACAUGGUUUGAUCUCCCACCUCCUCCUUACCCUCCAGAGACUACUACAGCUCAGUCUGAGAGAGAACCACCUGUAUAUGAGGACCCAGCUGAAAAUACAGAAUAAGCCAGAGCUGUAUUAUCUCAAAUCUGCACCAACAACAACACUGACACCAGUUGUGCAGAGUAAAGAGUCUUAGCAGCCAUCACUGUAAAUUCAGAAGAUAUGGACUGUAUGUGUGUUAUGCAAAAGUCUGUGCAGAGUUUUUAGAAAGAAAAUCAUUAUUAAUUUAGAUCUUUGCAGAUUCACCAAAUAUGUAUAGGAGCAUCCCAGCUAACAGAAUUUUGUUACAAGAACAUUCUCCAAAUAUUCAGUGUUGGUUCUAGGAACAUAGAAAAUCACCAGUUUUCUUGAUGUUAGGGGUAAAAUUUUAAAGGGUAUGAUGUUCCUCAAACAUUCUGUCACCUUAAUUUUUUAUUUAAAAAUCAACAUUCUAGGAACAUUUGUAACAUUCCAAGAAC